CGGAACUAAAACUUCAUCGCAAAGGAAAAAGUUUAUCCAACCAAAUGAAGAUUGUGAUUCUUCUUGCCUGGCUUUUGGCCAUCACUGUUCCUUUUGAGGCCCGCCCUAGAGAAAUUGAAAGCAAUGAACGAUGGCCAUUCCCAUUUCAUCCAUCACCUCCAACUCUGGGCAAUCCACCUCAAAACCAACCUUUAAAUUCUGGGUUUUGUUAUCCAAAGGAGAUAGUUUACCCUCUAAUAAUGGCUGUAAUAGAACUAGCAAGGAAUGCUGCUGCUAGGCCUCCUAGUCCCCCAGGGCCUCUAGGACCUCCCAGACCCCCAGGGUUUCCAAAGCUUCCAGGACCUCCCAGAUUCCCAGGGUUUCCAGGUCCCCCAGGGCCUCCCAGACCUCAAAGACCUCAAAGACCUCAAGUGCCUGAGGGGCCUAUGGGUCCUGUAUGGCCCAUGGGUCCUGAGGGUCACCCUGGUCUCAUACCUCCUGAGAGCCCUCCACAACCCAUAAAUCCUGAAAGUUUUCCAUGGCCCAUGAGUCCUGACAGCCACCACCAAGACAUGAAUUCUGAAGGCCCCAUGGGGCCCGACAGCCACUACCAAGACAUGAGUCCUGAAGGCCCCGUGGGGCCCAAGGAUCAUGACAGCCACCCCCAUGACAUGAGUCCUGAAGAUCCCAUGGAGCCCAUGAAUUCUGAGCACCACCCCCAAGGCAUGUGGCCUCAUGUGGAGUCCGUGUAAAGUGGAGGCAAAACCUGCUUUGUUGAUUGAUUUUGUUGAGAAGCUGUUCGGAUGAUAUCUAGAAGACUUUUUAUGUUUGUUUCUGGCACAGCUGUAUCCUGAUUUCAGCUGACUUUUUAAAGCAUUGCAAUGUAUUCCUUUAAAUA
Ahaetulla prasina is the source of this 877-nucleotide messenger RNA. RefSeq names its product EMI domain-containing protein 1-like. NCBI's taxonomy places the organism in Eukaryota, Metazoa, Chordata, Lepidosauria, Squamata, Colubridae. The transcript is spliced from 4 exons. The record is from RefSeq and is a predicted model, not a curated record. Bases 45 to 731 code for a protein of 228 amino acids.